This is a messenger RNA of Podarcis lilfordi (Lilford's wall lizard), 14551 nucleotides long. The record is from the annotation of a GenBank genome assembly. NCBI's taxonomy places the organism in Eukaryota, Metazoa, Chordata, Lepidosauria, Squamata, Lacertidae.
GUUGGCGGCGACGGCGGCAGGAGCGGCAGCCGGGAGGGUCCGGCAGCCUGAGCUGAGGGAAGCGAGGCGAGGCGGGGCUGCGUGUUUCCGGAAGACGUGGCGGCUGCUGCUACCGCUGCUCGCUACUGAGGCGGCUCCGUUCGUCCGCUCGCUCUUCCGCCGGCGGCUCCCGCCUCUAAGAGUCCUGUCAGCGCGCACUCCGCGCUGCUCCCGCCGUCGCCAUGAUUUCCCUCACGGACACUCAGAGUGGGUGAAGGGGUGUGUGGAGGGGGGGCCUGGGGAGGGGGCGUGGGGGAGGGGAAGGAAGAGUUACGGUUGGCUUUGAGGGGGACGGGCGCAGAGUUAUGUCACGGGCCGGGGAGGAGGGGGCUGGGGAAACCCUUCAGCCAAUGAGUCGCCCACCAUUAGUGCCAUUACAGUACUAUUACUAGGGCCACUUGGGGAGGGGGAGUUCAGGAGUGGGGGGGGGGACCGCCCCUCUCCUCAACAAACCCAAAGCACACGCUUUGAGCAAACAUUGCUGCUGUUCCUGAGAGAGAGAGAGAGAAAUAUAACUUAAUAUUUUCAGGUUUGGGGAAUAGAGGAGCCUUGCAAGUAGGGAUGCUGUUUAAAGAUAGCAAUAGGACAUGUGUUUGGGUGUGUGGAAUAAAGCAGUUUGAAUUACUGUGCUGUUACUGCUAUUAUACAGUAGGUCACGCCAGUUAGCUCCGAUGAUUAGAGUAUGGUGCUGAUUUGUGGUGGGUGGGUUUGUUACACAUACUGUUUAUUAUUUUUAUUAAUAGAUUUAUUAGUUGCCUGUCACCCAAAUGGGCCACCUGCCUAUUCCCGCAUUGCAAAGACUAGAAGAUCCUUGGGGGUCCCUUUCAACUCUACAAUCAUAGGAUUCCAUAGUUAUUAAUUGCAUUAUAUCCCGCUUUUCCUACAAGGAGCUCAGAGUAGCCAAUGUAGUUCCUCAGCCCACCUUAGCCUCACAAGAGCCCUGUGAGGUAGGUUAGGUUGAGAGCGAGUGACUGGCCCAGCAUCACACACAGUGAUCUCCAUGGCUGAGUGGGGGAUUUGAACAUUGGUCUCCCAGGUCCUAGUCCAGCACUCCGUAACCGUUGCACCACACUGUCAUGAAGUUCCCUAAGAUUAUCAGCCCAGGGAAGCUAAGCAGAUCUGGGUCUGCUCGGUGCUUUGCCCCAUGUAUGCCAGCUUGGGUUCCAUGAUGGGAGAAAUGCCCAUUGCUUCUCUCCUGUUUCCAGCCUGCUUAGUUUUUAAACUGAGCACUUGGGAGGGAUGGAGUCCUCUGACCAUUCUCUGCCAGCCUUCCCGCUCACCUGCAUGAAGUUCCUUGUCACCUGUGACUGCCAAGCUAGUGCUUAAAUACAGGGUGCCAAUAGAUGUCCCUACAAAAACGGCAGCAACAACAUUUUUUAAAAAAGAAAGCUUGAGAAAGUGACUUCUUGCUGUAUUUUACUAUUUUUGUUUUGGAACAAUAAACAUCUCAAUAUAUUGUACAUGUUCAGGUAGCUGGAAAAUGGUAAAUGGAACUAAGUGAGAAAAGAAAGAGAAAGUUCAGUUGAUAAGAAUGUGAGCAAAUGUCACAUUCAUUUAGAAGUUAAAUGCCUUUGGAGAAAAAUCUUUAGGGCAGGGAUCUGGCAUAGAAUGCUUUGGGGAAGGUAGAAUGAAGGGGCAGAGGAGUGUAAGAAUUUGGGAGUUUUAGGAAUGUCUGCCUGGAGCAUAGUUGUGGUUUGGAAGUCUACUCUGACAAAUGAAAUGUAGUUUGGGAGUUGUACUGCAGUAUGGAUUGUCAGAUUAACAGAAUGGGCAAUUUCUCAUGUGUGAAGUUUGUGGGAAUUCAUUUGCCCAGAGGACAGUAAUAACCCUGGUCUUCCCAAGUUAGUGAUCAAGCUUUAGUAUUGUGACAUCAGAGGUUCAGGUCUGUUAGAAUCAAAAACAUCAAAGCUAUAAAAAUACUAACAACUCAGAGUGGGAUAUACAUAUUCUUGAUAAAGUUUUUAAUUGUUUUGAACCUUGGGGUCCUUUCCAACGCUACAUUCUCUGACACAUACUAGGGGAGAGAUUUUUAGAAGAUUUCAUUAUAGCUUCCAGCGAAACUGCUGUAGUCACCUGUUCACCAUACUUCUGAAUUUUCUCCAAGGCCAUUCCCAAGUAGAAUGAUUGGUGUAGGUUUAUUUGGCUGUACUUCAGUACACCCUGACUGAACUAAAUGGGGUGUGUUUCUGAGUAGACAUAUAUUUUACACUGCCCGCAGUUUGAAAAACUUCAGAGGAGCAACCUUUUCUGUGCAGUGUGUGAUUCUCUCAGUUAAACAAACUAGUACUGCAUUUGUUGAUGAUUUAUUUUAAAAUAAAUCUAUCCCAUUAUUACUCAUAGAUGUUGCAUAAUUAGGAGGCGUACACUAUUAAUGUGAAAGUGGUGAGACUUGUGAUGCAAUGACACAGUUGAGACAUGUUGAAAGGAAUAUGAAUAUGAAAGCCCAAGCCAGCAUCUGCUUUGUUGUGCCAGUUAAAGCCAAGAUUUAAAAUUAUGCACAAUGACCAUAGAGGCAUCUUUCUGCACAAAUAUCUUGCAUAGUCAUGUCAGAACUAAAGGAGUGUUCAGAAGCAUUUGUAUAUUCUUAUAACAAUGCGCAAAAACAUGACCAUUUUCCUUAUACAGUAUUUAUAUGUUGGCUUUUUGCCUGAGGGGAGAUUAUAAGCAUUGGAUUGCUUUUUAUGGUACAGCAGUAAUUUAGGUUUCUUUUAGAACGCUAGUUGGUUGAUGCCACUAAGGAUGGGGUGAUCCUCAGAGAUGAAAGUGUAUAAGCUUAAUUUUAAUUGUAGUUGGUUAUUUGUGGAUGGCAAAGAAUGUUGGAAUAGUGUAUGUACUUUUACUGCAUAGAAAAAUAAUAUCCUCAAAGCACUACCUAGCUCAGGGGUGGCUGACCUUUUUUUGGGCCAACGGCCAUACUGACCCACAUCUAAUCCUCAAGGUGAAGUGUAAAAGUGGGUGUGGUCAUUUAUUUAUUUUUAAAAUGAACACAAUUUGGGGGAUGCAAACACUUUUGGCAUUAAGAGUUUAGGAACAGGAGAUCUUAUGGCUGCAGUCAGUAAACAAUGCUUUUUUAAAAAAAGUAAGGCAUGAGGGUGGGGAGGCGGAAACAAAACCUUCUGGCCUCAUGGGAUCACAGUGGGUUUUGUUUUUUAAUUUAAAUUUUGGGGUACACCUCAAAAACAUAUCUUUCUGCAUUGCUCUAAUACAUGGGUCAGAGAAGGUUUGCAUCCCUUACCACUUAUGAUUACCCCCUUAAUCACUGUUUUUAGCUUUCAGCAGAACUGUGAUUUGACUAAAUUUUUGGGUACUUUGGGUUAGGACUUACGGGUUCCGUCAGGGGCUUGCUUACCUUUCUUCCAUGAUUUGAGCACUGCUGUUUUGUGUAAUAUAUUGAUCAACUGAGGACUCCUUAAUAAGAUAUACCAUAUUUAAGAAAAUGCACCAUGCACUAUUUGUGUAUAAGACGACACCUUAUUUUAAACUUCAAAAAUUUAGGAAAAAAUAUAGUCUUAUAUAUGGAAAAAGACGGUAAUUGUUGAAUACAAAAUUUAUCAUAGAUCUUGUUUGAACUGUUUGAACUAUGUCUGUUUUAACACAUACAUUAUGUGUUAAGAAGUCAGACUUCUGUUUGCAGGGCAUAUUUUUUCCAUUUAGAUUUUUUGAUUGGAAAAAUCAAAGUGGUUUAAAUUUUUUCUUAGGGUAUUGGUCCAGACCCUCUCUUAAGAGCUGUUCAUAACUUUUCCAAGACAGAAGACAUGAUCCAUCUUGUUUUUGUUGUGAUUCAUAGAGCAAUUCAUUAAUAAUUUUUAAAAACCUAGUUCUUGACAGUGUUAUUGUACAGCUGUUUAGAUGAGAUAGUGACUGCAGAGGCUUUGAAUUUAUCCUGUAGAGUAUUUGGACUGAAUGAAACUUGCAAAAAUAAUCUCUGGCUGAAAAUGAAAUCCAAUUUCUUUUAAACGGAGAUUUAGCUUUCUGGUGAAACUGAUACUUAUAAGUUACUCAGCUUAUUCAGUAAGGACUAUUUCCAUUUUGCUGUGGGCAGGUACAUAAAUACACUUGACACUAAUCUUCUGGAAAAAAAAAUCCCUUCUACUUGUUGCCAACGUCCCUAAUAGUGCAGCCUUUUUGUUUCCAGAAAACGCAGCAGUUUGAAACAAGCUUCUCAAAUUAAUGGUUCAAACUUAGCCACUUAACUUAUCUCCUCUUUAAUCAGAUAGGUUUGUGUGAAAGUCAUACAAAUAGGUAAACCGGAUAAAUUAUAUCUGUUAAUUGUGUACAUACAUAUGCAGUCCUGUGACUAGCAGGUGUUCUGUCCUUUUUCCAAGUUAUUCUUACUAGUAGUAUUGUGCAUUUCGCAGGGCUUUGAGAGAGAAGAGAAGACAUGGCACUUUUUCUUUAAACAUGAUAUUGCCAGUUCUAUUUUGAAAGAGAAUGCACUGGAUGAUCUGUUUUUACUUCAAUCAUGUAUAAACUUCAUGCUGGUUACUCUCCUGAAGACAUCAUAAUACAGUUACCAAGCAUAUUAAAUUAAUGGUGUUGUAGGUGUAAAGCAGAUAACAUAAGGAAAACGCAUGAUCACAGCUGAAUCUCUAACUCAAUGUGUUUGCUCAUCUACGCUUUUGCUCUGCACUUUCUAGGCACAAGUUCUUACUUUGAAGCUCAGUGUCCGAGUACUUUUUCUUUCGUGGAUUCAGCAGUAAAGAGUGGAUUUUCACAGGGAAAGCACCAGGGCUAAAAAAGCAAAAGCACUCAGACGCAGAGCUUUAAAACACAGAGCUGUGCCUAGAUACAUUGCACAAAAGGAAGUCUGGAUGAGCCCAGAGUACAAUACAGUGGUGCCUCAGGUUACAUACGCUUCAGGUUACACACACUUCAGGUUACAGACUCCGCUAACCCAGAAAUAAUGCUUCAGGUUAAGAACUUUGCUUCAGGAUAAGAACAGAAAUCGUGCUCUGACGGCGCGGUGGCAGCAGGAGGCCCCAUUAGCUAAAGUGGUGCUUCAGGUUAAGAACAGUUUCAGGUUAAGAACGGACCUCCGGAACGAAUUAAGUACUUAACUCGAGGUACCACUGUACUUGAUGGACCCUUAUGAAGCAGCUCCCUGCAUCAUUGCAUGUUUCCUGCCUGAAACAGGGCAAAUGUAAUUUGCAGCUGUCAGGGAGAGCUGGUUUUAAAUACACAUCGGCGAAUGUUGUGAUCGUAGCUUGCAAAAGAAAGUUCUGUGUAUUUUAUUAUUACGUGCUUUGGGGGGGCCCCUACAUAAUGCUAACUCUCUCCUUUUUUAUUGCAGAAAUUGGAAUGGGCCUCACAGGUUUUGGAGUGUUUUUCCUUUUCUUUGGAAUGAUCCUAUUUUUUGACAAAGCACUUUUGGCUAUUGGGAAUGUAAGUGAUAUUUUGCAUGAGUGACAUUCACGCUUCUCUCUGAAUAUACAGUGUAGUGGGAUGGAUAACCUGGGGGGCGGGUGAGUUAAAUCUUGAGGAACACCUCGUCUAGGGCACACUAGAGAAUCAUAGGAUCACCUUGACCAUAUAUAGUUGAGGAUGGUGUUGUAGCUUGGUUGAUGCCUUUCCUCUCCACAGCAAAGUGAAAAACGUUGAACAGUCAGCAGCUUUGUACCCUGGGUCGUAUCUAACAAUUAUAAAUGUUUAAAAUAUCUGAAAACAAACCAAACAUCCUCAGAACUAAUAUUGUCUAAGUCUGUAGAAAAAAAUUACUUUCAACCACCAAACACUUUGAUGAACAAUAACAUUUUAAAAUGCUGCCUAAAAAUGAAUGAGUGGGACAGACACACUUCACAAAGAAGGGCAUUCCAUAAGCGGGUUACUGUUAUAAAGAAGGCCCCGUCACAGAUCAGCACCCAGGAACAGCAACACCAAGAGGCUUCAUUUAUCUCAGUGUAACUGAGUAGAACAUUAGGUUAUGGAGCCUUAAGCACCAGCCUGCCACCUAAUGAGUUAGCCACAUUAAUUAGUCCUGUAAAUAUUUAAUUUCUACAAAUAGCUAGAGGUAGUGAAUUAAAAGUAUCUGUUGUUAAAAGGCUUGUUUCCACUUGGCAGUUGGUGUAGCUCCCAUAUGCCAGAAACUCAUUUCUAGAUAAGUCUUUGAUUUCUAGCUUUCCUUCUUUAUCACGAGGAUGCACUCACAAUAAAAGUGCAUAUUUUGUUGUGAUAAAUAUAGGAUUGAUCAAACUGAUGAGAACUCCCUAUUCAAUAUGGAUUUCUGCUAUUCCAGAACCUGGCCAGUAAUUUGGGUUUCAAAAAAUGGUACCAGGAUUGACCCUGCAGAAUGGCAGUAGACCCUUUGAUCCAGUUAGACUAUCAUUACUUUAUUGUUACCCUUCUUACUACCUUGUUUCAACAUAGUUAAUUACCACCCUGUAGUUGUUUUGUAAGCUUACAGUACAAUUGUUUGGGACUAGGCUGAACGCCUUGAUGAAGUCCAGGUACAUCAGUUUUCCCCCCUGCUUGAUUAAAUCACAAACUUUUUUUCAAUGUAAUGCCCGUUUUCCAGCACAAAUUGUUCUUAAAGUCAUGCUACUACCACUCACAUUAAGUGCUUACAAAUUAAUUUAUUUGCUGCAAUGAAGUCUGCUUUUGUAUUGUGCCAGCAUUGUGAAAAAUCCCUUUGACACAUUCAUGUUUCCUUCCAGAGUUAAUUAGUGUCAUAGUGGUAACAAGAGACUGCAUUCUGGUUUUGGACAUCUGUUGUUGUUGUUGUUUUUUAUGUUCUAUGAAUACCCAGGGUGGAAUUCAGCUAAGUCUUACUCAACAUAAACCCAUUGAAAAAUUGAAAUGAAUAUGACUAAGUCAGGGUCAUUAAUUUCAACAAUCUACUUUUAGUAAAAUAUAGUCUAUUGCCCCCUUUAAAAUUUCUGAAGGUGUGCUCAAAUACUUUUUUAUUCAUUAUGAAAUUAUUUUUUUGUAGGUUUUAUUUGUGGCUGGCCUGGCUUUUGUGAUUGGUUUAGAAAGGACAUUCAGAUUCUUCUUCCAGAAACACAAAGUGAAAGCCACAGGCUUCUUUCUGGGUGGUGUACUUAUAGUUCUUAUUGGCUGGCCCUUGAUAGGAAUGGUCCUUGAAAUUUAUGGCUUCUUCCUCUUAUUCAGGUAAGAUUUCUUUGCUGGUCUUCGCUUUUGUUUGGGGCAGUAAUGAUUUUUUCUAAUGUGGAGUGCUUUUGACAGUCAAUGAAAAAAUAGUUUUGUACAUGACAGGUUGUGUGUGUGUGUGUGUGUGUGUGUGUGUGUAAGAGAGAUUCAUCAAGCAGAACACUUGAGGAAAUUGUCCCUUUCCCUUCAAAAUUCACUAUCCAGUCUUUAACAGUUUUGCAUUGACAACGGUGCAAUUGUAACCAGAAUUUCCUCUUCAGCAGGAAUUGGAAACAGGGUUUGAAACUGGUUUGUUAACCAGGAGCCUGGUAAAUGCCAACUACUGUUAAUUAGAGGUAGUAUGUAUGGCUCAGGUCAGCAAGGGAAGAUUCUCAACACAGGGACAGAAGCAUAUGAAUCAGUGUUGUUGCAUCUUGAUUGCGUACGUGAUGGCUCAUUCACACAAGCUGACACUUGAUCCUGCAGGCAUUAAAUGAUGAGCAUUUAUAGGAAUCCCAAAAGAGGUUAACCAGAACAAAAGCAUCCACAUGAAUCCCUUAAUCCUUCUUUGUAAGGGAUGUAUCAAUGGCAGAUCCAUAGGUUUGCCUUAGGAUUCCUACCGGUUAUUAAUUUCACUCCACUUGAUUUGAUAUUUUGCCUCUCAGGCUCUUUACACAGCAAUUGCUUUUCCAUAUAGAGGAAAAGAACCUAGAAAGUUGCACUUGGAUUGGAUUCUUGCACAUAACUUAUUUCUCACAUAACCAUGCUUCUUUGUGUACAGAUAUAGUAGUCUAUAUCCGGAAUCACUGUUCAGUGUUGGACAUCAUAUUUGCUGAUUACACAAAGCUUUACAGCUUGUCUUUCAUCGUACAAAGUCUGGUACCUCGCUUCAUUUAAAGAUUUUCAGACACUUUGAGACUAAGAUUUCAUUUUGGACUUGUUAUGGUUUGAAGGAAUUCUAUAAAAGAUUGUCUAUUGCAUAUGUACAUGGCCAUCGUGUUGCCUAGACAUUGCUGACGUUCUCUUUGCAACACGGGUUUGUUUGGUUACUUGUGUACAGUAUAUGCAGGUAUACUUGCUGCAAAAUUAGAUUUAUGUCAUCUAUAUAUGGCUUUCAUGCAUUUUCCUAUAAGAAUUUGUUUCCAUGUAGGAAGUCUAUUGACAUUUGAAGUUGCCUGAAAAGUAUAAGGAUUUUGUUAAGAGUAUAUUACUUACCCAGAAAGGGUGGGGGAGCAAAUGCCGUAUGAGAGAGUGUGCAUUUUUUGGUACAAAACCUGAGCAGUUUGUGUUGUAAUGCUGCCAUAUCUAACCUGUGACACUUUCUUCAUUUAAAGGGGCUUUUUCCCUGUGGUGGUUGGUUUUAUUAGAAGAGUGCCGGUCCUUGGCUAUCUCUUGAAUUUACCUGGCAUUAGCUCAGUAAGUAUUAAAACUAAUUCACAUAAGCUUUGGGAUCCCUGCUCUGAAGUUCCUAAGUUGUUUGUCCUGUUUGCCAGCCCACUACAUAUGUGGACUGUAGGAGAUGAAAUGCAGCACAGAUACAAUAAUUGACUUUUUAAUAUUUUGAGUGUGCAAAUAUCUUAAAAUAUUUUAAUUUAUGUCCUGAAGAGCAUCUUUGAUUUAUUUAUUUUUAAAAUAAAGUUGCACACACCCUUAAAAGAAUCUGGGGCAGUGGGAGGUGUAUUGCCUUCUUGUUAUUUUGUGCAAAGACAUGUAUUCAACAUAUGAGCUAUCACAUACCUGAAUGUGCAGCAUAUGUGACUCUGUACCUAAAAAUAUGAGUGGAAUUCUAAAUUAUGCUGGUUCCAUAUAAACAAAUGCAACACAGUAUUAGCCAAAUCUUCAUGAUACAUCAUGAUUUCCAAACAUUUGUAGAGGAUGAUUCACUAACAAUUUGUCUGUCUUUGGGAUCUGCCUUUUCAGUCUCAUCCUACUUACAGACACAAAUUUCCCUUGCCUUCAGUAUAUGCUGCCAGAUAAUUUGGCAACUCCACCUGUGACUUGUAGAGAAUGAGUGUUAUAUUAUUGUGCUCCUUAGGCACAAUGAAUCAUGGUUUCUUAUACCGUUAGCUGAAUUUGGUUUUGGAGCUUCAGGUUAAUACCAGUUUUAGUAAAGAAAUUGUUUGGCUCUCGUAUUUCUGACAUGAACAUGUUGGUACCCAAAGUUUAUCAUGUCAUUUAUAAGCACCUGUCCAGGUGACCUGUGCCAAUACAAAAUAUUUGCCAUCUGCUAAACUGUUUUUUAAAAAAAUGCGAUUUCACCCCAAAGCUGACUAAAUGUUAAGCCUUCCAACACUAACACUCUGAGGAACUGUAAGUUUUCCCAAGAUGCAGUCUGAAAGCCACUAUUACCCUCCAGAUGUUUUGAACUACACCUCCCAUCAUCCCUGGAUGGAGCUGAUGGAAAUUGUAGUCCAAAAAUCCCAGAGGGCACCACGUUGAGCAAGGCUGGGGUGUCUUACGUUAGUGGCUUUCAGACUUCCCAAUUAAAAGAUCAGGGAAGCUUUUCCACAAGACAACUUACCCACCACUACUUCUCUUCCCUUGUGGUGUGCCACUGCAAAGAAGUUUGGGGUAUCUUCUAGGAUGCUCUGUUCACUCAGGAUGAUUAAGAGCCCCUAUUGCGCACUGCAGAACAAUCCCUAGAGUCCUUUGCAAUAGACACUCAGAUAACUGUUGUAUUCAUGGACACUUCAAAUUUGGAUCCAGUAGUUUUAAUAUUGAUAACUGAAUUUUGAAAGCUAGUUUUAUGUGUACACCACAUUAAAACUGAGCAGACACCAUAGUUGUAUUGUUCAAUGUUUAGGCAGCUCAAUGUUGAAUUAAAGGAAGAGAGCAGGCCCAUCUCCUGAGAAGCUGUUGAGGACCAUCAUCUCUGUGGCUCACUGACUGCUCCUGCCAGCCACUCAGCUCCUGUUCUGGCCAUGAUGUUCAUUAUGUUAUAGCACAUACUUUUUUAAAAGGCCCAUUCAUGUAAACAAACAUGGUGUCCUCCUUGUGGGUGCUGCCGUAUUUGUUUGUGCCUGUAAUGGCCGGCUUUUGUUUUUGCAUUAUGCAUGCUUGAACAUAUGUGGUAUCAUAAGCACAGUGGCUGGAAUUUGAUCAUAGGCAACUCACUAUAAACUGACAGUGCUAAACGUAUGGUGUAUGAGAUUGCACAGUGACUUCUGACUUCAUUGUGGCCACAAUGGCCUUUAGGGUGGGGCAGAAGCAAUUCUAUCUCUGCUCCAUGAUGUCCUUUCUCUGCCUGGUAGUGUGCCCUUUCACAGCUUGUGCAUCUAGCUUAUGCUGACGCAAUAGUCUCAGCAUUCCCACCCUAAACACUUCCUUGCCAAUGCCAUAAUUUGUAGGGUUGAUCCAAAAGCCUAAAUAAUAUAGAUGGAUUUUUUCUCAUGUUACAUCUAUUUAACCAUUGUUGUGUUCAGUCCCUUGAUAAUCUGGCUUUACAUCUUUCUCAUUCUUGGUCUUUACGAAUAUCAUUUAUAAAUCGGUUUUCAUGGAGUUAAAUCCUUAUUGAAAAGUUAAUUGUUGAUGUUUUCUUCAAAGCCUGCGUAGGCUCAGGAGACAGUCCCCAGUAAUGGUUAGUUGAAAAUAUCAUAUUCAGUCUAUUAAUGCAUGAAUGGCUGAUGUUUUUAUUUUUUCUUUGGGUUAUUGAGCUAACAGUUUUUUAUAUUUGCAUUUCUUUCGGAUUUUUUUCCCCAUUCUGUUGCAUCUUCAUGUUGCUCUGUGUCAACAUAAAAACAUACCACGCCUAAACACUGUUACAAUGCAAAUUACAUCACAAGGUCUCCCAUGAGACCUUGGUGCGUACUAUUUGAAUAUGAUCACACCUGGCCAUCUACUUAAAAGCUCAGCAAUGCCUACAUGUUGUUUGAAGUAGUUUGCACCUUAAUUACUCUCUCUCCUCUGCUCCCACCCCCUUUCUCUCUUUUCCUGGCAGCUUGUAGAUAAAGUUGGAGAAAGCAACAGCAUGGUAUAAUGGCAAGUGUGCCGAAGACUGGUUCUAAACUUAUAUUAUUUAUAAGGUCCUUCUGAAGAAAAGAUCAGCACAAAGAUUCUCUUGUGUACAGAGGCAAAGUUUGUAACGAUCUUGACGUAAGUUUUUAAUUUACACCAUAGUCUGCAAAAUACAUUUUUAGCAAAGAGCAAGUGUGCAGCCAGGACUUUAAGCACCAGGAAUUCUGUGAAUUGAACUGAAGAAAAAGUCAUGGGGAAACCCAUGGUAUUAAAACUGUUCAAGACUACUUAAUGCUUUUGGGAUAUGAGCUAAAUGCAGCAACUUCCCCCAUGGAACUAACAGUGCCUGUAACUUUUACCUCCUACUUUUGAAGGUGUAGCAGAGCAAAUAGGAGUCACCCUUCUCUCUUUCUUCCUGCCAAACUCCUCCCCUCUCUUGAAAGAAGGUAAAUCACCCCUUCUUACAUUUUUUCUUCUGCUGAAAGCAAGAGUUCCCAUAAGCAUGAUGCGCAGUGUGUUUUAAGAUGGAUUGUCGUCUUUAACUGUGUGCGAUAGCAGAGGAUUCCACUGCACGAACAUGCCGUAUAAACCAUGUAAAUGUGUGGCUGAAAUACUGCUUUGUAGGAAAAUGUUUAAAGCCAAAGGUAAAUUCUGAUUAGGUGUGUAUUUACCUUUUGGAAUAUGCAAAAACUAAUGAUUUUUUGUACUAAACGUCAGUCUUAAACCACUCUUGGUUUUAAUAUCAAUUUAGUUUGGCAGGGAUUAUGGGAACCAAUUUUACACUCCUUUUUGACUGGUUCUCCUUGAUACAUGUUACAUCUAUUUAUCACAAAAAGGAUAGAACCCUUUCUUACUGAAUACGUUUUGCGUGCAUCAUGUUUAGCUCCUGAAAUGACUUGUUUUAAGGUGCUCAGCACAUUUUAUGAACUCGGACCUGCUCAGCUAGCUGAACCUCUGAAAAGACACUCCAUUCCUGAAUAUUCCUCCUCUCUUGUCUGCAGCCAGUGUAACAUCCUGCAGCAUGUAAUAUCCUGUUUUGUACAUUGGCAAAGCACCGGGUUAUGCCGUAAAGGCACUAAGAUUUGGGCAUCCUAUCCUUGUUUUAGGAGAGCAUGUUACAAAGCUAAUUUAUUAUGUAAAUAACUUUUUCGGAAAACUAAGUAAAAAACUAUUAAGUAUGCUGGGAGGAAGUCUUGGAGAAUUGUAUUGUAGCAGCAUUGAUCAAGUGCCACAUCUCAAGGCCAUUUUUUAUUGCUGUGGCUUAAUUUUUUCCUAUCCCAGCAUUUAGGAAGGAUGCAUAUUUCAGCACCUGAAGAGUUUCUAGGCCACUUCAGGCAUUCCACCGAAGUGGCCAGUAUGGAAGUGUGAAUUGACUUACACUGGGACAGAACUUGCUUUGUCCCCAUUGCUCCGAAGAAGAUGCAGACAUCUGACGGAAAGGAAGCACAGCUAUUUCUGCUUCCCACCACGUCUGUGGAAUGUCUGAUUGUGGCUCUUGUACAAAUACCUAGUUCAAACUGGUGUUUGUAGGCAAAGCUGCAUAUAAGCCCCCAUCAAGAUGAACAUCUAUCAUCUGACUUGCGUGAGCAUUUCUGUUGAUGCAAACUGAUUUUGAAACACCGGUAUAAACCACUCAUGUCUGUUAAUGCCUGACAGAAGUAGCCAUUUUAACUGAAUGAGUGAUUAUUUAAAUAGACAUUUUUAGUUGUGGUAAGCCAGUUUUUUAUUAAAAAAAACCUUUGAAAAAGUAAUUGAUGCUUCUAGUUGAAAGAGCAAACUUUGCAUGAGCUUCCCCAUUUUGCUGGUUUCCUCUUGAGGAAAGAAAACUGUCUCUUAGGAAAUGCAAUAGAGUUUUGUUUUUUGCCAAAAAGCGCUGAAAUUGGUUUUCUUCAGUCCUGAAGCCAUUUGUGUACCCCUAUAUCAAUCUCACUGUGACAGAUGUUGCUGCCUGGAAAAAAAAAUGGUUCCCGGGUUCCAGCUGCAAUUCUGAAAAAAAUAAAAAUGCAAAUCCUGUUGAAUCAAAUGGGACAUGCUCAUGAAAUAAGGUUUUGCAGCUCAAACUUUUUUCCUGGUGCUGUGUAUGCGCUACUGUUUAAGCAGAACACCUCUGGCAUAUGCUUGAUAAUCCCCACAUGCAGGUUUAACUGCACAGGAGUGCAUUCAUGAGUCAUUCCUGUAUCUGAAAUCCAUUAACCCAUAUUUGGGGCUCCAAGGGAUAUGCUUAAGCUUUGGAGCAACUGAGCAAUUCACACAUCAUUCCUAGAGUUGUAAUAGGGGCCUGUUCAGAUGUUGCUUUGACUUUGGGAUUCUACCUAGGAAGAGCUCUGGAGCAGGUCACAUAUUUCUGUGUUGUCUUCCUUGCCCCUCACUUAUGAUGAGUAGGAACUAAAUGAACAGAGGAGAACCAUCUAUGCUCCUGAUUCAGCCAGGUAUUACCAAGUUAGGGAGCUCCUAUGUUCAGAUAAAUGCCAAAUUUCCCUCCUUUCUUCCUGUAGUUAGGGGAGCAGGAGGAAACUGGUCCUACUGGGUACAAUCUCAUAAAGAAAUACUGUCUAAAUGCACCCUUAGAUUAAUCAUGCCCAUGUCAUGUUCUCAUGGCUCUGGUUUCUGGUUUCCUUGCAAGUUGCUAAAUAGUGAAUGGCGGUAGCACUGUAGUCCUCUAGAAAGUAAAAGCGAAGACAAUUGACUUCUUAAAAUGGCCCGAUUUGAUAGAAAUCCUGCCGUUUUGUGGCGAGCGUUGCAUUAAUCUUUAAGCGCCUCUUUAAACAGACAGCAAGGGCAAAAGUGGUCAAGACACACAAACACCCAGUACAGUUCUUGUUUUGACUUCCCACAGCCCUGUAUGAUUAGAAAGGCAUGCAGAUUACUUCUGCACACAAAAAUUGUUGCAAGACUUUAAGAAUGGGUAGUACCUCUCUCACUGCCCUUCACCGAAAUAGAAAGUUCUUCAAAAGUUAGCUCCCUUCUGAGUUCAGAGGAUUCCGAAGAUCUAUGUUGGGGCAACAACCUGAAGCUUCUCAAGGCUUUGACUUGUAAUAGGUAGGAGAGGUGAGUUGUGAGCAGAGCAUAACACCUGCAAUUUCCAAGGUAAUGUUCCUUGGCAGAUACAAAAUAUAUAUAUUUUGUGAUGUUGGUAUUAUGAUAGAGGUCAAAAUUAAUUUGUGCAAAGUUGGUAUUAUGAUAGAGGUCAGAACGACUCCUUAGCCUUAAGGCCACUAUCCUAUGUCUUUUACUUGGGAGUAAGCACACUGAACUCCGUGGGGCUUACUUUCAAGUAUGACAUGCAUAGGAUUGGGCUGCAUGUGUUGUACUCUUUCGCAGAAAAAACAAUCUGUAACAACAAAAUACAUUUUCUCACAUUUAAAUGUAAUUCUUUGUUGCUGCUUUAAGAAUCACAUGAGAAUCUUGUCCUAGGGAAAAAAAUACUGUAAAUACACUUGUCAUACCUUGAAUAAAUGGGUACUUUUUCUAUUAA